GGGGUUAAAGGAAAGAAAGAAGGGAGGAAGAGGAGGGUGAACCUCCUGAAAGACAUAAAUAGGCAAAAGAGGACCUAAAGCUUCGCAGUCACUCGUCCCGACAGCCACAUCCACUGCUCUCCUCUCCCCCUUUCCUCACUCCCAGCCCUCCUCUCCACUCAUCUGCUGCAAAUCUUCCUUCAUCUGGAAUCUUGAGCAAAACCUGUCUUCUAUUCUCCCAACUCUAUCAUGGAAACCCCAACAAAUUCUCUCUCCUUCCCUGAGAUCCUCCGCCACCUGCUCAUGGUGAUGUUGACCCUGGGCCAGGGUGUUCGUCCGAUGCCCGUUCCUACCGACGUGCCCAUGUGCGCAGUCUCAGAACCAGCUCAGUACAGAAUAACGUUCACCGGUAAAUGGACCCAAGCAGCUUUCCCAAAGCAGUACCCUGUGUACCGGCCCCCUGCACAGUGGUCCAACCUCAUUGGGGUGACCCACAGUUCCGACUACCACAUGUGGCAACGUAAUGAGUUUGCCAGCAAUGGAGUGAGGGAGUUUUCGGAGAAAGGCGAAGCCUGGACGCUCAUGAAGGAAGUCGAGACGGCCGGCGAACGCAUCCAGAGCGUUUAUGGGAUCUUCUCUGCUCCUGCUGUUGUGGGAGGAACGGGCCAGAUGAGCACUGAGUUUGAGGUCCUCGCCAGACACUCUUAUUUGUCGUUUAUCGUGCGGCUCGUUCCUAGCCCGGACUGGUUUGUGGGCGUGGACAGCGUUGACCUGUGUGAUGGCGAUCAGUGGAAAGACAGUGUGACUCUGGAGCUCUUCCCAUACGACGCAGGAACUGACAGCGGCUUCACAUUCUCUUCUCCCAACUUUGAAACAAUCCCGCAAGACAAAAUCUCAGAAAUCACUUCCUCUUUCCCCAGCCAUCCUGCCAAUUCCUUCUUCUAUCCCCGUGUGAAGCACCUACCUCCCAUUGCCAAGGUCACGUUCACAAAAAUAAAGAAAACUAAUCAGAUCAUAGGCCUUCCAGUGGAGCCCACCCAGUCCAACCUUCUGCCGACAGGAAAUGAGAUCGAAGACAAGCUCAUAAACACCCCUCUGGACUGCGAGGUGUCGGUCUGGUCUCCGUGGGGCUUGUGCAAAGGCAAGUGUGGAGACUCAGGUGUGCAGCACCGCACGCGUUACGUCAUCAUGCAUGCAGCCAACAACGGCGCAGCCUGCCCCCUGCUGGAGGAGGAGAGGAAGUGCUUCCCGGACAACUGCUUAUGACUAAGCCAGGACAGGAGGGAGGCAAAGAAGAGGAAGGAGAGAAGAAAGAAGAGAGAGAGGAAAUCCAGGAAUGGGAGGAAGGGACACAGACGAACAAGCAACUAUAAAAGGUCUGCCGUAUAUUCGCACGAGGCAUAAGCUUUAAGAACAACCAUUUCCUUUCAUACCGACUGAAUUUCAGUCAUCGAGGGAAAGAGUGACUGGAAAGAAGAAUUGUCCUCCUCAGGUCAUUGUGAUACGACUGAAAGUGCUGAAAAGGUGUAGUUUGGCAAAAGAGCUACUAGAUACCACUUUAGUCUUGUCAGAUUAUCAGGUGGCCUGGAGAUAAAACGGUAAGGUUUUAACGGGGCCAUAAGCUGAAAACAUGAUAACUAUGUAUGUCUAGACAUUUCUUUGUGAAGUAUCUUUUUAAAUGGUAUCAUUUAAAAACCAAAUAAUAUCAGACUAGAGAUACGUGAGAACAAGAGAACCAAUUGAAAGUUUACAUGUUUACAAGCAUAUUGUAGUUGUUUUCCUUCAGAAAAAACAUUUUUAUUCACAGGAUUUUACCCUGUGGUGUACAGUAUAUGAAAUAGGAAAGUUAUAAUUUGUAUUCCAAUACAUUAUGUCAUUAAGAUAUACAUAUAAAAUAUAAAACAGGUUUUUGUAAUAAAAAAGAAAACAUGCAAGAAAUUUGGAAAAAAAAUGUAUAUGCCUUCUGUAAAGAUCAAU
Cololabis saira (Pacific saury) is the source of this 1956-nucleotide messenger RNA. RefSeq names its product spondin 2b, extracellular matrix protein (gene spon2b). Gene Ontology annotation, biological process: cell adhesion. The record is from RefSeq and is a predicted model, not a curated record. Gene Ontology annotation, cellular component: extracellular matrix. The transcript has 6 exons. Bases 229 to 1245 code for a protein of 338 amino acids. Lineage: Eukaryota; Metazoa; Chordata; Actinopteri; Beloniformes; Belonidae.